GAGAGAAGAUGGACUCAAGUGUCUUCACGGCCGUUUCUGAAGGAAACCCCUUACCUCAGGCGUCGCUGCGCCUCCUGGUCCCACCUUUCCAGUUUAUGGCAGCCUCCAUGUUGCAGGUUCUGAGGAAACAUGAUGUCUUGAACUACUGGAAAGUGGCAGAGUUUGUCUCUUUGGUGAUGGACAUGGUCCCAGAGCUGCUAAUGUACAAGCACAGGACCCAACUUAAUUUGGGAUUAAGAGCUAGGUAUAUUCUUGAGUUGUGCCGAAGUGAACAGCUAGUGGAGCCAGACUUCAUCUUGUCCAUCCUGAAUCAGAUUAAACCACAACACCUCUUCCUGAAUGAUAUUAAAGAAUCACAAGAGGAGGAAGCAGUGGUUAACUUUCUUGAGUUGAUCCAGACUCUGCUCAAAGAUCCACAAGAGAGAGAAGGAUUUUUCUCGAGGGUUUUCCCUGCUGAGUAUGGAGCUCAGUAUGACAGCGACUUGCAGAUGCUGUUUUCGGAGUUCCUCUGUCGACUGGCUAAGCUGUUGCCUGUUCCAGAUCUUGAGCAGACAGUUUCCUGGCUUGGAGCCGAAAGCUCUGUGUCGGACGACUGUGUGCAUUCAGUCGCGGAGCCUACGGACCUGAAAAUGUUGCUCCAGCACCACAAACAGCUCGGACAUUUAGAGCAGCAUGUUCCACCGUCCGGCAUGGGCGACAGCAUCCUGUCCUCCCUUUCUGCAGCUCCGUCUUACAAGGAGGCCAAACCUACGGGAAUACCCGACCGAUCGAAUCCACUGCGAGGCGGCUGGGAUGACGCACGCACCGCGUCAUACGCGGGUGACGUAGCCGUCGAUGUCAUUGCGGUGACCGAUUACGCAGAGGUGGAGUUAGACGCGAGCACCGGCGUCGAGGUGGCGACAGGAGAACACUGCACUGAAGGAACAGAGGCCAGCGAUUCGCUGGUAGUGCUUCCCGGAGAGGUGACCAUAGAACAAGAGGUGGGUGAAGCAGGUGAAGAGGCAUCGCAGGAUGGUGCUGUUGGUGGUUCUGGAGGCAUCAACCAUCCACUGGUAAACAAGGACGACUUGGCGUCCUCUCAAGACAAAGUCUCCGCGGGGCCUCAUGACUGCCCGGACUGCGAGAAGAAAUUCAAGUUUGCCUCCUCGCUGGUUGCCCAUACGGUCAUCCACACGGGGGAACGCCCCCACCGGUGCAGCGACUGCGGCCGCUGCUUCUCGUUCAGGCAGUCCCUCGACCGGCACCGACACACGCACAGAACCGGACGCAAGUACGACUGUGUCGUCUGCGGGGAAAACUUCCGCUCCCCGUCCGGCCGCGCGGAGCACGAGCUCACGCACGCGGCAGACGGGCCUCACGCGUGUCAUCACUGCGGCAAAAGAUUUAACUGGGAGCUAGCACUCGCAAGGCACCUCAAAACCCACGCUGGUGAUCCCAAUGCAAACAAGCCCACAGCAAGCCCUGAGGAUGGACAAGAGGUGGCUGUAGGUGAUGAAAAUAUCAGCGUAGCUCCCGUUGCACCUGCCGACUCUGACGGGCGGCUGCGGGCGGCAGUUGCGGCGGCUCGGGGCAGUGAACCUGAACCCGACACGGAGGUCGCUACCCCGGCGAAGGUCCGCACGAGUGGACGAAAACGCAAACCGACCAUGAAGAUACAAGUGAUAAAUUUACAGAAGCGCAUGGGCAGUAAACAAAAGAGGAGGAUCAAUUACGCCGACCCUCUAGAGCUGAGAGCGUUGCCUUUAAAUUGUGCAGAGCACUCUUAUGGGUCGCUGGUGGUGUCUGCAAAGGACGCUGAAGACAGUUCGGUUGCAGAUGGCUCAUCAGCUGCUGUCUCCAGUCCCAAGUGCUCCUUCCAGCACUCCGAGGAGUCCCAGGUCCAGCACUCCGAGGAGCCGUACGCUCAGCCCCUCACGGAUGAAGAUGGCUUCAGUUGCCCGGACUGUGAGAAGAGCUUCAAGUUCCAGUCUUUACUUAAAGCCCACCAGCGCAUCCAUACGGGCGAACAGCCCUUCCUGUGUUCUCAGUGCGGCCGGCGGUUCUCCUUUAAGCAGUCGCUUGAGAGGCACAGGCAGACGCACAAAACGGGGCGCAAGUACGAGUGCCUGAUCUGCGGGGAGUUCUUCAAGUCCCUGGUGGCUCAGAGGGAGCACAAGAGCAUCCACAUGGAGAACGGCGAGUACCUGUGUUCGGAGUGCGGCCGGGCGUUUGCCUGGAAGUCGGCCCUGGUUAGACACCUCAAGACCCACGGCGAGGAAGCGGAGCGGGUGGGGCGUCCCUACAAAUGCCCCCGCUGUGACCUGGGCUUCAGCUGUGUCAGCUACCUUAACAGACACCUCCAGACUCACCAGGAAGAGAGAGUGCACACGUGCAACUGCGGAAAGAGCUUCGCCUACCAAGCGGCCCUCACCGCGCACCAACGCAUCCACCGAAAGGACCGGCCGCACACUUGUGCGCAGUGCGGCAAGGGAUUCCUCUAUAAGGGGGGUUUGCUGAGCCACAUGAAGAUCCACUCCGAGGAGAUGCCCUUCAUGUGUUCCUUCUGCGGAAAGAGCUUCAAGAGGGAACGCAACAUGAAGAAGCACGAGCGCUGCCACACCCGGGAAGACGUCUUCAGCUGUUCGCAGUGCGACAAGAGCUUCGUCUACAAGGCCACGCUGAUCCGCCACGAGCUGACUCACUCGGGCGAGCGGCCCUACCUCUGCUCCGACUGCGGGAAGGCCUUCUUCUCACACGCCGAGCUCCUGAAGCACGAGCGUUUCCACACGGGCCACAAGCCCUUUCAGUGCCCCCACUGUGGGAAGAGUUUCACUCAGUCCUGCUAUCUAACCAUCCACCUGCGAUACCACACUGGAGUCCGGCCGUACUCCUGCAGCGAGUGCGACAAGAGCUUCCUCAGCGCCAACCGCCUGAAGAGACACCAGAGGACACAUUCAGGGGAAAAACCCUACCUCUGCGUGGAAUGCGGCAAGGGAUUCCGGCAGUCCUAUAAUCUCAAAAUACAUCAAAGGACACACAUCAUGAAGAGGAAAUAGUCAUGACAUUUAACUAUUAAUCUGGAGAAUGUUUGAGGAUUUAUAGAGUGGGACUUAUGUCAAUUGUAGAUUUAUUCAUGUGAUUCACA
This is a messenger RNA of Pungitius pungitius (ninespine stickleback), 3124 nucleotides long. Its product is annotated as zinc finger protein 11-like. The record is from RefSeq and is a predicted model, not a curated record. NCBI's taxonomy places the organism in Eukaryota, Metazoa, Chordata, Actinopteri, Perciformes, Gasterosteidae. Bases 9 to 3035 code for a protein of 1008 amino acids. Gene Ontology annotation, molecular function: DNA-binding transcription factor activity; RNA polymerase II cis-regulatory region sequence-specific DNA binding. Gene Ontology annotation, biological process: regulation of transcription by RNA polymerase II. The transcript has 9 exons.